UUGGGAUAUGUAUUCCUUCUUAUGGUAUGGGGAAUAGCCAUUCCAAGUGGGACGUAUUAUUUGAUCCAUUUAAACUAAUUUAAGCGAUGCGGUGAUAUUACGCGCAGGGAUCAUUUUGUUCCAUUAUUACCAUUUAACCGUAUUAGUAGUAUUUUUUAACUACUCGAAAUGACAGGUAAUUCAGAGUUUGGUCGUCAGGUAACUAAAAUCUAGUUAAAAUUUAUUAGAUCGAGUUUUCUCAAAAGAAUGAUUUGUCUUAACGAGAGCUCAUUAAUCACUUGAGCUGAAUCUCUUGAGCUCAUUAAUUCAGAGUUUUGUCUUAACUAGAGAUGUUGGAGAGCUGAAGAAGAGAAAAUGAAUGAGGGAGAACCAAGUGCUUGAGCUUAGGGAUUCCAUACUUCUCUAAUAUCUCUUUACACUUUCUGUUUUUAGCCCAGCAUUAUUUCUCUGCCGUGUUCGAUUGUUUUAGGUCGGAAUCAAAACUGCUCUUGAAUCGGAUUCACUAUCUCCUUUUUUUUAUAACAUUCAGAAUUUGUUGCAAAGUCAUUAGAUGAAAGAUGAGAACACAACUACAACAAUUGUGUGUAGACAAAAAGGAGCAGGAACUAGAAGUUUGUGGAACUGAAAUUUCGGGCCAAUCAGGCUCGUCGAGCAGGAGUGAGCAGACGACUGGGAUAGCUACCGGUGAUAAUGCUGCGUUCGAAGUAAACCAUCUUGACAUACAUGACAAUGAUGCUGGAUCUCGAGUUUGUCGACACAGUAGCAAUAAGAAAAAGAAGUGCCAACAACGGGUGUCAGAUGGAGGAGAUACGAGUGGAAUGGGGCUUCCCCAAGUUACCAUGAAAGUGUUUGAAAAGAUAGAAAGUAAGGGAAAAACAACUUUCAAUGAGGUGGCAGAUGAACUUGUGGCUGAACUUUCUGAUCCAAUGAAUAGUGUUUUGUCCCCCGAGAAGCAACAAUAUGAUGAGAAAAGCAUCCGUCAAAGGACCUACGAUGUUCUGAAUGUUCUCAUGGCAGUGGAUAUUAUUUCCAAGGAUAGAAAGGAAAUACAAUGGAAGGGUCUUCCUAGUCCUAGUCCUAUUGAGGAGCUAAAGACAGAGCGUCUUGAGAUCAGGAAUAGAAUUGAAAGCAAAGCAUCGUAUCUGCAGGAGCUUGAGGAACAAUUUGUAGGUCUUAAGAACCUUGUUCAACGAAAUGAGCAACUAUAUAGAUCAGAAAAUCCUCCCAGCGGAGGUUUAUCUUUACCUUUUGUUCUGGUACAGACGCCUCCGCAUGCAACUGUUGAACUUGAAGUGGAAAUAUCAGAAGACAAUCAAGAUAUGCAACUUGUUCAUUUUGAUUUCAAUAGUGCCCCUUUUCAACUGUAUGACGACAAUUAUGUGCUCAAAUCAAUGGAAUUUUGUGAUAGACCUCGGAGUGAUAUUGUUAUGCUCACGGAAGAAGGGGAAGUUUCUAGCUUGUCAGGCUUGAAUCAGUUACAGGUUCCUCCUUCAGUUCCUGGAAUACUAGAGAACAAUACAAUGGAGUCAAACAAAAGGCGUAGAUGUGGUUCGAGUUUGACAUUAUCUGGUAUUACUAAUGUUACUUCUUCAUCAUUGCAUUCACAAGUGUCCAGCAAAAAUGUGUUUCGAAAACCUUUGCAUAUUGGACCUGGUAAAUAUGUUCUCAAGCGCCCCAGAAGCCCACAUAGAAUAGAUGAAAGUUCUCAAAUGAAUUUCGACAAAUCUAACAAUAAGGAAAUAUAUGUGGAAUGCAACGAGAAUGGCGAAGAGUAUGAUGUUCCUGAUAAUAAUUCUGUGUCCAGCGAAAAUGUGUUUCGAAAACCUUUGCAUAUUGGACCUGGUAAAUAUGUUCUCAAGCGCCCCAGAAGCCCACAUAGAAGAGAUGAAACUUCUCUAAUGAAUUUCGACAUAUCUAACAAUAAGGAAAUAUAUGUAGAAUGCAACGAGAAUGGCGAAGAAUAUGAUGUUCCUGAUAAUCAUUCUUUUUUUGGUUACAUUCCUGAUAAUCAUUCUGUUCAAGUUGUUACCUCACAAUACUGGGACAUUGGAGAACCAACAUGCAUUUGUGAGUACUGUGGUGCAAUGAUGUGGUCUGAAGAAAGACUGCGAAAGUCGUCUAAAGCAAAAAAUCCAAAGUUUAAUAUGUGUUGCUUCCAAGGGAGGAUUGUGAUUCCUCAUUACCAUCCUCUUCCACAGCCACUGAAUGAUUUGUUUCACAAACAUGACAAGAGAAGCAAAUAUUUUUUGGAUAACAUCAGAUCAUUCAAUAGUAUGUUUGCUUUCACAUCUAUGGGUGGGAAAUUGAAUAAGUCACUAAAUGAUGGAAAUGCUACUCCAACUCUUCUCAUGAAUGGUGAAAACUAUCAUCAGAUCGGAAGUUUGCUUCCACAUCCAGGAAUUCAGCCCAAGUUUGCUCAAUUAUAUAUUUAUGACACUGAAAAUGAAAUAAGUAACAGAAUGUCAGUUGUAAGUAUGAAAGACAAUAGCUCUUCAUUGAAAGCAACAAUUGUUGAUGAUAUUAAGAAAGUUCUCGAUAAUCAUAAUCCAUAUGCUCAAACAUAUAGGAUGAUUCGAGACAAAAUUUGUGAAAAUGAUGUUCCGACAUUGAAGUUGAGAAUAUUAGGCAAGAGAGGACGUGAUGGUAGGAGAUACAAUCUUCCAACAACAUCAGAAGUUGCAGCUUUAAUUGUUGGUGAUUUUGAUGCAGCCGACUUUGAGAGAGAUAUAAUUUUGGAGACUCAGUCAGGUUUAUUGAAACGUAUCUCAGCAUUUGAACCUGCAUAUUUGCCAUUACAAUAUCCCAUGCUCUUUCCUCGAGGAGAAGAUGGAUUUAGGAAGGACAUCCAAUACAAUGAUGAUUCAAAUGCACCUACAAUAAAAAGACGAACAAUUACUCUUCGAGAGUGGUUUGCUUAUAGGAUCCAGCAGAGGAUUACUGAACAAUCAACUUUAUUGUUUUCUAGACGUUUAUUCCAUCAGUUUCUGGUGGAUGCUUAUAGUAUGAUUGAGUCUUCACGGUUGAAAUGGAUUAGAAAUCAUCAAAAAGAUUUGAGAGUUGAGAUGUACAAGGGUCUUACAGAGGCCAUUCUUAGAGGGGAGAUUACUCCGUCAACAGCUGGCAAGAGAAUUGUGUUGCCGUCAUCUUUUACCGGAGGAGCACGCUAUAUGAUUCAAAACUACCAGGAUGCUAUGACAAUAUGUGGAUGGGCUGGACAUCCUGAUUUGUUCAUCACUUUUACUUGCAAUCAUAAGUGGCCAGAAUUGUGUGGAUUUUUGAGCAAAUACAAACUAAAGUCGAAAGACCGACCAGAUUUAGUUUGCAGACUUUUCAAAAUUAAACUCGAUCAUUUGAUAAAAGAGAUAAAGGAAGGAGAAAUCUUUGGCAAAGUUAAAGCAGUGAUAUACACAAUCGAAUUUCAAAAGCGUGGACUACCGCAUGCUCACAUACUGGUAUUUUUGCACCCUGGUAGUAGGCAUGUACAUCCUCAAGAUAUAGACAGAAUAAUCUGUGCUGAGAUUCCAGAUAAACAUAGUGAUCCUAAACUAUUUAAUAUAGUGUCUGCGCUUAUGAUUCAUAGUCCAUGUGGUGAUCAGAAUAAAAAUUCUCCAUGCAUGCAUAAUGGAAAAUGUACCAAAUAUUUUCCAAAGAGGUUUGUUGACAACACAAUUAUUGACGCAGAUGGAUAUCCAGUAUACAGAAGGCGAGAUAAUGGCGUGUUUAUUAGAAAGGGCGAGUUUUUGGUUGAUAAUAGAUUUGUAGUGCCAUAUAAUAGACAUCUGCUGUUGAAGUACAAUUCUCAUAUUAAUGUUGAAUGGUGUAACCAGUCUCGAUCUUUGAAGUAUUUGUUUAAAUUUGUCAACAAAGGGCAUGAUCGUGUCACUGCAGGCUUCUAUAACAAUGAUUCUAAAUAUGAUGACGAAAUAAAGUUGUAUUAUGAUUGUAGAUAUUUGUCAUCCUAUGAAGCAGUUUGGAGAAUUUUUACUUUUGACAUUAACUACAAAAAACCUUCAGUGGAGAGGUUAACCUUCCAUUUGCCAGGUGAACAACCAGUUGUUUUUGACGACGUUGAUCCAAUUAAUGAGGUUGUCAAUAAGCCAUUUAUUCAUAAUACCAAGUUUUUGGCGUGGAUGGAUGCAAAUAAGAAGUAUGAGGAAGCUAAGAAUCUUACUUACAAUCAAUUUCCUCUGAAAUUUGUUUGGAAAGAUUCUGAACGUCAAUGGUAUCCCCGAAAAAAAGGUCAUAAAAUUGGAAGACUUCACUUUGUACCACCUGGAAUUGGUGAGAUAUAUUAUCUCAGGACUUUGCUUAAUUAUGUUAAAGGCCCUCGAUCAUUUGCUGAAAUAAGGACAGUGAACAAUGUUCAUUAUCCGACAUUCAAGGAGGCUUGCUAUGCGAUGAGUUUGUUAGAUGAUGACAAAGAGUACAUAGAUGCCAUUAUGGAGGCAAGCCAUUGGGGUACAGGAAGUAAUUUACGGGAGCUAUUUGCAAAUUAUUUGUUGUCAAAUCAGUUUUCUAGACCUGAAUUUGUUUGGAACGAGACUUGGGAGUAUUUGACUGAUGACAUAUUGAGCACACAAAGAAUGCUUCUUCAAUUGCAAGAUUUGGUUUUAUCUCCAACAGAGUUGAAGAUCUUCGCAUUGUCAGAGAUUGAAAAAUUGCUACAAAGCAAUCACAAGAGUCUGUCAGACUUUCCUACAAUGCCGCAGCCAGACUUGUCAAUGAUUACUGCAAGAGAAAAUAGGCUCAUAUAUGAUGAGCUAAAUUAUGACAGACACUCUUUGGUUGAAGAAUACACUCGAUUGAUGUCAACCAUGACUUCAGAACAAAGGAGAAUAUAUGACAAGAUAAUGACACGAGUCACUGAAAAUAAACCUGGAUUGUUUUUUCUUUACGGUUAUGGCGGCACAGGAAAAACUUAUAUUUGGAGGGCUAUGUCAGCAGCAUUACGCUCAAAGGGAGAUAUUGUUCUAACGGUUGCAUCUAGUGGAAUAGCUGCUUUGCUGAUUCCUGGUGGAAGUACUGCACAUUCAAGGUUUUCCAUUCCUAUACAAGUUGAUGAAAACUCAACUUGCAAUAUUAAGCAAGGAAGCCCCUUAGCAGAACUAAUAGUCAAGGCAAAGCUCAUCAUAUGGGAUGAAGCUCCAAUGGCACACAAACAUUGUUUUGAAGCUGUUGAUAGAACCUUCAGGGAUAUCCUUCGAUUUUGUGAUAGUAGAAACAUAAAUCUUCCUUUUGGUGGAAAAGUUGUAGUCUUGGGAGGAAAUUUUCGACAAAUUUUGCCAGUUAUACCAAAAGGAACGAGACAAGAAGUAGUUCAUGCUACAAUCAACUCCUCCUAUCUUUGGGAUUUUUGUGAAGUGAUGACAUUACAUACAAACAUGAGGCUACUAACUGAUAGUUUAGAUUCUGAUUUUCAGCAAAGAAAGGAGUUCUCUGAUUGGAUCUUAGGAAUUGGUGAUGGUAAUGUUGGGGAAGACAAUGAUGUGGAUAUAAGUGUUCAAAUUCCCGAUGAUUUGCUUAUAAAAAGCGCAGGUGACUCACUCACAUCCAUUGUUUAUAGCACAUAUCCUUCAUUCUUGGAUAAUAUGAACGAUCUUUCAUUUUUUCAAGAUAGGGCUAUAUUAGCUCCUAAGAAUGACAUUGUUGACAAGAUCAAUGAUUACAUGUUGGGCUUAAUUCCUGGCGAUCGAAAAACAUAUCUUAGUUUUGAUUCUGCAUACUCACCCAAUUCAGAUGUUGAUAAUCCAGAUAAUGUGCACACUACAGAAUUUUUUAACACAAUUAAUGGUUUUGGACUUCCAAAUCACAUAGUGAAACUAAAAGUUGGGGUGCCAGUAAUGUUAUUGAGAAACAUAAAUCAUUCUUCAGGAUUAUGCAAUGGAACUCGACUAAUCAUUACAAGGAUGGGAAAGUAUGUUCUUGAAGGAAAAGUGAUAUCGGGAAGUAAUCUUGGCCAUAAGGUUUAUAUACCUAGAUUAUCGUUAACACCUGCUGAUGUCAGAAUUCCUUUCAAAUUUCAAAGGAAGCAAUUUCCUUUGACUCUUUCAUUUGCAAUGACUAUUAAUAAAAGUCAAGGGCAGUCGUUAAAGCAUGUUGGGUUGUAUCUUUCUUGUUCAGUUUUCUCACAUGGUCAGCUAUAUGUGGCGCUUUCAAGAGUUACCUCGAGAAAAGGUUUGAAAAUAUUGGCAAUUGAUGAUGAAAGUCAAGAUACGAACAUGACUGCAAAUGUUGUUUAUAAAGAAAUAUUUCAAAAAUUAUCUUAACUGGUAUGGAUCUAACUGGGUUUCUCUGUUGCUUACAUGUCAUUCAUUUGACUAUUAUAAACCAAAUGGUUGUAUUGUUGCAGCUGCAUUGUAGGUUGGAAUAUUACUAUUAAGGAAUGUAGCAUAUGUUAUGUUGUAUGUUAUCAAAUUAAGAAAAUUAGAAAUAAAAUGGAGAUAAGAAAUCUGUGUUGAUA
Molecule: messenger RNA, 6460 nt
Organism: Trifolium pratense (red clover)
Lineage: Eukaryota; Viridiplantae; Streptophyta; Magnoliopsida; Fabales; Fabaceae
Exons: 18
Coding region: 558-6266 (1902 amino acids)
Biological process (GO): telomere maintenance; DNA repair; regulation of DNA-templated transcription
Cellular component (GO): transcription regulator complex
Molecular function (GO): DNA helicase activity
Source: RefSeq, a predicted model, not a curated record